Messenger RNA from Penicillium angulare, 4476 nucleotides. RefSeq lists its product as uncharacterized. The transcript is spliced from 5 exons. Gene Ontology annotation, molecular function: ubiquitin protein ligase activity; ATP binding; ATP-dependent chromatin remodeler activity. Gene Ontology annotation, biological process: DNA damage response; protein polyubiquitination. The coding region runs from base 1 to 4476 and encodes 1491 amino acids. NCBI's taxonomy places the organism in Eukaryota, Fungi, Ascomycota, Eurotiomycetes, Eurotiales, Aspergillaceae. The record is from RefSeq and is a predicted model, not a curated record. Gene Ontology annotation, cellular component: nucleus.
AUGAGUGUGGUCGCAGAGGAUGUUAUUCUUCAGGAUCCGGUCCCCAAGUGGUUGCUCGCGGCUCUUGAGCAAAAAGCCGAAUUUGACCCCGAUGAACGCGCUAUAAAGCGGCGCAAGGUCGCCAAAUCUAGCUACAACAGCUUGGCGCGCACAAUGGGUCUUUCUUCAGCUGGCAUCCCAUUAGGGUACAUCCCGUUGGCUCGUUUGACGUUGCGCAUGAUAUUCGCAGACCACACUCACCUCAACGGAAAUGGCUUUUAUGAUAUGAGAGAUUCAUCUCCUCGGCUUCCUGUUGUUUUAACCUUAAAAACUAUUCACUCUAUUGACGACGACGAUGCGCUUUACACCUCCCAAAACCACCCAACCGAUAACGGUUCACACAUUAUUGAGCUAUUUCCAGCGAAGGCAGAAAAUAAAGAUACGGGGAAUUAUCUUUCGUUUCCGUUCAAGCAAUCUCAAACAUCCGAAUUAUUUGAGCACCUUUCUCUUGCAAGUACACUUACUUGCGCAGAUCUAUACUCCUCCCGUGUGCCAACUACAUGUCAUCAAGCUGCCGUGUCUCGAUUGGGUAGUAACUCAUUCUCUCUGGAAGUUGCUAUAUUGUGGAAAGAUUCACUGGAUAUACCAGAUUUCCCCCGUCUUCAGGAUCCUCUCUUGCGUGUGUUUGGAAAGUAUGCUCUGCAGGAAAGAUAUGGAGCUUCAACAGAUGCCUCAACGAAGCUCGAUAUUCGUGAGAGGAUACUCGGCUACCCUCGAACCUGGGCGCCUCGGGAAUUUUACAACAGUGUUCAUGUUCCACCCAAUACAGAAAAGGCUUCAGCAGAUAUCAAUUGUCCAAAGUUGGUUUCUGACCUAUUCCCAUUUCAAAGAAGAGCCGUCCGAUGGCUUUUGCAGAGGGAAUCAAUGGAGCUUCACCCGGAUGGAAAUGUAACUCCUAUAGAGCGAAUCCCAUCAGAAAAACUCCCGGCGUCUUUCAAGCAGAUGAAAGACGCGGAUGGAAACAUUUGCUAUUUUAGUCAACUCUUUAUGACAAUAGCCAGUGAUGUCUCGCAAUUGAAUGACGCAGGAUCCCAGCUCAAGGGUGGGAUUCUUGCUGAGGAAAUGGGUCUAGGCAAAACCGUUGAGAUGAUUGCCCUGAUGAGCUUGAACCAACGGCCUUUCCAGUUGAAACACGAUCCUGAUGGAUUAAGACCGUCCGGAGCUACAUUGAUCAUAACCCCACCUGCAAUCCUAGAGCAAUGGAAACAGGAACUUGAACAGCAUGCUCCAGAUCUCCGGGUACAUCACUACACCGGGAUAAAGCGCGGCCAAGAACAAGCAGAUGAUUUGGUGAUUGAAGAACUUGCAGAAUACGAUGUGGUUUUGACCACAUACAAUGUGAUUUCUCGAGAGGUGCAUUAUGCUAAUGCGUUGCCAAAGCGAAGUUUGCGCCACGAGAAAAAGUUUGAACCGCGUAAGACGCCUUUAGUCCGAAUUUCAUGGUGGCGAGUUUGUCUUGAUGAAGCCCAAAUGAUUGAAAGUGGGGUCAGCAAUGCAGCCAAGGUUGCUCGAGUGAUUCCUAGGAUCAAUGCCUGGGCUGUCACUGGUACGCCGCUUCGUCGAAAUAUCGAUGACCUUUUCGGCCUUCUACUGUUCCUUCAUUACUAUCCUUUCUGCUACUCAAAUCCAUUGUGGAAACGACUAUACUCCAGAUUUGGGUCAAAUCUUGUGCAAAUCAUUCAGACCAUUGCUCUUCGGCACACCAAAGAUCGUGUCCGCGAUGAGCUUCGCUUGCCACCCCAGAAAAGAGUUGUCAUUACAAUUCCAUUCACAGCGAUUGAAGAACAGCAUUAUGGUCAGCUUUUUGAAGAAAUGUCUGAACAAUGUGGCCUCAAUACGAUGGGUGCACCACUUCGCGGUGACUGGAACCCUGAAGAUCCAGGAAUCGUUGAAAAAAUGCGCACUUGGCUUACACGACUUCGGCAAACAUGCCUUCAUCCCGAGGUUAGCGGAAGCAACCGAAGAGCAUUGGGCGCUGGAAACGGGCCAUUACGCACUGUAGAUGAGGUCUUGGAAGUCAUGAUUGAAAAUACGGAUACUUCAAUUCGCACUGAAGAGAGAACCCUGCUUCUUUCACAACUUCGUCGAGGCCAGCUUUUGGAGAACGCCAAGCGACGUAAAGAGGCUUCGGAUCUCUGGCAAUCGGCCUUGAAGCAUUCUACCAGUCUUGUUGAAGAGAGUAGAGCACAGCUGCGGCUGGCAAAAAGUAUUUUGAAAGAUACUUCUAAGGAUGAUUCGAAAGACCUUUCAGAGGACAGCAGCGACGAUGAUGAGAGUGAAGAAACGGAUAAAAAUAGUCGAGUUGGCCAGUGUCGAUUGAGACUCAGGGCCGCGCUCGAGGUUCAGCAUAUUGCUGUCUUCUUCACUGCAAAUGCUUACUACCAGAUCAAAUCAGACCCAGCUUUAACUCAACCCGAUUCUGACGAUUUCAAAGCCCUUGAAAAGAAAGAGGAGGAAGGGUACGAGGCCGCGAAGGUAAUUCGUAAAGAGAUGUUGACCGACAUAUCUCGAAAGGUUGAGCGGUAUAUGAAAAUGAUCAAGGAAAAAACGCAAAAAAAGGAGUUUGUCAAAAUUCCUAAGAUGAAACCCUAUCUUUAUGACAGGGGACUUGAAUCAUAUCGACUUUUCAACAAGUUUGAGGAUCUGUGCAAUGCGCUAAACAAGCAUGCGGAGCAGUAUAAUGAAUGGAGAGAGGUCAUGAUAAAAUUGGUCUCCCAAUCGCUUAUUGAUCAGGAGGAGGAUGCCGAGCUUGAGGGAAACGAGUACGAGCGAUCGACCAAACAUCAAGACGAGAUGUAUGUUUACAUGGAAGCUCUUCGUGCUAUGUAUGCGGAUCGCCAUGAUGCCCUCACUGGCCAAAAGAAUAUCCUCAUCUCCCACGAAGUCAAAGCUGGCAUUGUCCAGGCACAAAAGGAUGAAGGGCCUUCUCCAAAGUUGUUUCUCUCCAUUAUGAACUCCCGUAGUGAAGUCAUGCCCGAUAAUGAGCUAGGUUCACUUCGAGGUAUUGUUACUGAACUUAGAAGCUUGGUCACCUCGCUUGACUGGCAAGCUAGUGGAGGGAGCUCGCGAGCUCGGGCUGAACUUGAAUUGGUCACCGAGGUUUUGAAAAACGCGGGUCAGCUGAUUGGCAAGCAGCUCAAAGCGUCAACAAGCUUGGAGAGGGAGGUAGAGAUGUUCCGCGACACAAUGAACAACAGGCUGGAGUACUACCGCCAUUUGCAGCAAAUUUCCGAUACAGUUGCCCCAUAUGAUGAAGAAAGCGCCGGGAAACCCAUGAAUGAGGAACUAUUUGCCUCCAAGAUCAAACAGGAGGAAACACUCGAAGGCAAGAUAUCAUCAUUGAAAUCCAAAAGGCGAUACCUUAUCCAUCUACGGGAUGAGUCUGGCCCGGAAGACAGUUCAAGAAUUUGUAUUAUCUGCCAGUCGAGCUUUGAAGUUGGAGUCUUGACCGUUUGUGGCCACAAAUAUUGCAAGGACUGCUUGCAAAUGUGGUGGCGGCAACAUCGAACCUGUCCCAUGUGCAAGAAAUCAUUGAAAUACAGUGACUUCCAUCAGAUCACGUACAAGCCGCAGGAGCUGAUAGCUCAAGAAGAAGAAUCGGCUGUCAAAUUUGACCACGAGCAUCAUUCAAGGAAUGCCAUCUACAGUGAUGUCAGCUCAGGUGUUCUAAAUCAAAUUCAAAACAUCGACCUAGAUGGCUCAUUUGGCACUAAAAUUGAUACUCUUGCUCGUCAUAUCAUGUGGUUGAGAGAGCAUGAUCCUGGAGCUAAGUCGAUCGUUUUUUCCCAGUACAAAAACUUCCUGCAAGUCUUACAACGGGCCUUCGGUCGCUUCAAAAUUGCCAGUAGCAGUAUUGACACCCCCAGCGGCAUUGAAAAGUUCAAACACGAUCCAGCGAUCGAAUGUUUCUUAUUACAUGGCAAGGCGCAGUCUUCAGGACUUACACUUAUCAAUGCCACUCAUGUGUUUCUAUGUGAACCGCUGAUCAAUACGGCAAUUGAACUCCAAGCCAUUGCUCGAGUGCAUCGAAUCGGGCAGCAUCGCCCCACUACCGUUUGGAUGUACCUUGUUUCUCGAACGGUGGAAGAGUCCAUAUAUGAACUCUCGGUAACUCGUCGGCUAGCCCACAUCAUCGAGAAAGAGAAACAAGAGAAUGCCCGCUCUGCACCUCUUGACGAGGUCGACGAGUCAUUAAUCAACAAUCUUACCGAAACAGCCAUAGACUCCGCCAAUUCCAUGGAGAUGCAAGACGCAAGCCUAACAAACCUGAUGACAAGCGGUGCUUCUGGUGGUGAACUGGUGAAGAAGGAUGAUUUAUGGCAGUGUCUCUUUGGAAGCUCUGCCCAGAAAGAGGGCAAUGGCAGCUCGGCCGAGGCAGAGAGGGAAGUAGGCAGAUUCCUGCGAGGUGAGGCAGCGGACCAAAGAAGAGAUGAAUGA